GCAAACACACACGAACAGUUUUAGACGCACACAUGCAGGCAGUGGAUGUGUUGCCACAGGAGAGAGAGAGGGAGAGAAACAGAGAGAGAGAGAAGAGGGAGGGAGAGAGGCAUUCAGACAGAGGAGAUCAAACUGAAGUGAGAGAAAACCCAGAGAGGAGUGUGUUGGUGUGUGUGGUUCAGCCUGAGAGUUUGAGAGUUUUGGACUCCGGUGUAUAUUUUGGAGGAGCGGACUUGCGUGUUUGCUCCCCGAAGAAAAAAAAAAAGGAUUCACAAUGACUGAGAGAAUCUGGGAGAUCUAAAGGGGAUUUUGGUUUUUUUUUUCCAACACUUUGCUGGGAAUACUGCUUGGAAUACUCUGGAUAUGUGACCUGCUCGGUUUUCCUUUAAAACCUGUGCUCCUUUUCCAACCUCACUCACCCUCAUUUCUGUUGAAGAAGAGCCAAGCCACAAUGCCUACUGACGAUUAUAACUACCUGCCCGAUGUGUUGCCUCCUCUUCCUGAAGUCCCGGACUCCGGCUCAGUCCUGAGCUCCGUUGACAUACAGGCCCGCUGCCUCCGCAACCCGGCCUUCCGCUACACCUCCUCCCGCUACUGCUCUGCCCUCAGCAUGGACUCGUCACCCGACAGCGCCGAAAGGCCAAUCAGCUACAGCUCCACGUCCUCGUCCGCUUCCUCCCGGGACAGUCACUGCUCGCUGGGCAGCCGCUCCACCCUCGUCACUGCCCCUCACUGUAACCCGGUGACCUCAGAUCGGGACUCCGGGGCGAUUCGGUUGGAGCUGGUCCCCGCCCGGCAGCUGGGAUGCCGGGAGGAAGAGGACAGAAACGAUGGAGGGAUGGACACGGGGAGGGGACAAGGGAGACAGGGCAGUGGGCAAAAUGUGACAGAACAUUCAGAACCCGAGCAGAGCCCAGAUGGGGGAGAGCGGACCGGUCAGGUGCAGGCGCCCAAGACGUAUGUGGACCGGGUGGUGCAGGAGAUAAUAGACACAGAGAGAACCUACGUCCAGGACCUGCGAAGCAUUGUCGAGGACUACUUGGAGUGUAUCAGUAACCAGUCUCGGCUGGCUUUGAGCUCUGAGGAUAAAGGCUCUCUGUUCGGCAACAUCCAGGACAUCUACCACUUCAACAGGGACCUUCUUCAUGAUCUUGAGAAGUGCAACGCCGACCCUGUGGCCAUCGCAGAGUGCUUCGUAUCCAAGAGUGAAGAAUUCCACAUUUAUACUCAGUACUGCACCAACUACCCACGGUCGGUGGCUGUGCUGACAGAGUGCAUGAGGAACAAGGCGUUGGCCAAGUUUUUCCGCGAGCGCCAGGAAUCUCUGAGACACUCCUUGCCCCUGGGCUCCUACCUGCUCAAGCCAGUGCAGAGGAUCCUCAAGUACCACCUACUGCUGCAUGAGAUAGCCAACCACAUGGAGAAGGACACGGAGACCUACGAGGUGGUGCAGGAAGCCAUAGACACCAUGCAGAGAGUGGCCUGGCACAUCAACGACAUGAAGAGGAAACACGAGCACGCCGUCAGGUUGCAGGAAAUCCAGAGCCUGCUGACCAACUGGAAGGGACCCGAUCUGAUCGGCUACGGUGAGCUGGUCCUCGAAGGAACGUUUCGUCUGCAGCGAGCCAAAAACGAGAGAACUCUCUUCCUGUUUGACAAGCUCCUGCUCAUCACCAAGAAACGAGAGGAAACCUACACGUACAAGGCUCACAUACUGUGCUGCAAUCUGAUGCUGGUGGAAGUUAUUCCUAAAGAACCGCUGAGUUUCAGCGUGUUUCACUACAAGAAUCCCAAACUUCAGCACACAGUCCAGGCCAAAUCACAGCAAGACAAGCGCAUGUGGAUCCUGCACCUCAAAAGACUCAUACUUGAAAACCAUCCUGCCAAAAUCCCUGCCAAGGCUAAGCAGGCGAUUUUGGAGAUGGAUGCAAUGCAUCAUCCAGGGUUUCAUUACAGCCCUGAUGGAGACAAGAAGGACUCCCCUCAGACCAAGGAGGGUCCUACCCCUCGAAGAGGACGCAGGAAAGAACCUCUGUCGAAAUUACUGAAGAAUGCCAAGCAGAAUGCUGCCAACACAGACGGCGAGAAGCGGCAAAGUCUGGGUGCCACCCUACUUUCACCAGUGUCCCAGCUGGCUUUGGGCACGAUCGGUCGCAGCCGCAGCCUCAUCAACCAAUCACAGGAGUCCCUCGACCCUGGGGAUCACUUUGACCACAGUGACAGAGAAGAGGAGCCGCAUCAGCAAGAUGCUGAUGAUGAAGAUGACAGUGGCCUGGGAGGCGGAAAACGACUGCGAGUCCCCGGAAGAAGCAGUAGGAAGAGACUGAACCCUCAGGCAUCUGUGGAUAGUAUAGAACAGUGGAAAACCUUCAACAUGAGCCCUUCAGACCUUCAGAAAGCAAGAGAAUCCCUUGUGAGGGAAGGAAGUCACCACCCUCCACUUCUCAGGACACCUAACGUGGUUGAGGAACCGCCAGAGACCCCUAUUCCAUCCGUAGUAAUCACAGAAAGUGACCAUUCUGUGAACAAUAUCUGGGCAGACCACCGAGCUCGCAGGGCUAUGUUCCCAACCCGCCAGAGGACCAUGCAGCCUGAUGACGAGGACGAGGACAUCUACCAGAUGUUUGUCCCCACAGAACCAAGUGGACCGGAACCAGAGGCACCGUCGGAGAGGUCUGAGGCCACCUCUUCACCCAAGACAGCUCGGCCCUGCAGCUGGCAUGUCGAACAGGUUCCCACCGUGCAGGUCGACCCUCCUCCCAAUGGGAGCAGAGUCCUGCGGAGGGCGAGCAGCGCUGGAGAGAAGGCCACAGAGGCUGUACAGAGUCCUGAUGAUGACCAGUCUGGUCAUAGUAACUUGGAAGUUAUCCAUACUGAAUCAUCCAGCAAUGACAUAUCUGGAUCGUCCUCAGCCGAGCAGCUGACGAUAGAUGAUAUUGAGAAUGUGUAUGACAACAUCAGUUAUGAGGACCUAAAGAGCAUGGGCCUCGUGAGAAGAGACCCUGAGGAGAACCAGUCACGGAAAGAAGCCUCUACAGAUGUACAGGGUUCCCAGAGCCAAACAGCAAGGGUACCAGGUCCUCCAGAGGUUCCAGUGGUCGCAGAGCCUUUGAUUGAACCAGACAGUUCAUCAGAGAGCAACAGAUCCUCCACACAGGAGGGGAGGCCAUACGGGACAUGUGACCUCAAGAUAGUAGAGGAAAACAUCUAUGACACCAUCUGUUUCAGGGAGCCCCCAACAACAUCGCUUAAAGGAGUGAGUGAAGGCAACAAAUUAAAAGAUGAAAGGGACAGUCUGCUGGCCUCUGAGCAAGACCUGACUGAAAGCCUCAGAGGGUUUGUGUCUGAGGAGAGCCUCCACUUCGGAGAGGAUGAAGAAGCGGACACAUCCCAUCCUGUCCCAUGUGCCUGUGAGCCGGAUUAUUCGUCCUCCUCCGCCUCUGAAACGUUCUCUCAGCGCUCACAUAAAGGCGAUAAGAUGUCAGAGCAGGUCGACGAAAUCUGGAACGACCUUGAAAACUACAUCAAGAGCAAUGAGAAGAAAGCCGAUAGACUUCCUGCUGCCUUCCCUGUCAGUGCCAGCGAAUCGCCCAAGAAGGCGUCCUCGGUCAAAAACAGCCCUACGAAGCGAGCCCAUGUAAAUAGCCCUCGAGCAGCCAGCCCUCCCACCAAGAGUCCCCCAACACAUCAGCCCAAACCUCCACCUGUCACCUCAACGCCAUCAUUCACCAUCCCAGUCAUCAACCUCCCUGACCCCCAAAGUGAAGACACCCCUGCGGAAGAACACCAUAGCCCUCCUCCUGCACAACGCCCCCUUCCUGUCACCCCAGAGCCCCUCCCAGGCACAGUUAAGAACAUUCGCAAAAGACUGGCUCGCCUCAGUAGUGGCAGCUUCCGCCUUGAGGAUGACGACCUGGUUGAAAUUCCACAACGAAACGUAGCUCAGAAGGAUAUUCCCCUCAAGGACCUUCAUAGCUUGUUCCCCGGGGAGCUGGCAGGGCUGGACACGCCCCUUGCCUCGUCCUCGCUCUUGCUCUCUCCCCUGGGUGAAUCUGUGGACUUUCCCCUCGAACUGAUGGAUAAAUCAAAGAGCCGGGUGUUCCUGAUGGCAAGGCAGUAUAGCCAGAAGAUCAAGAAGGCCAACCAGCUGCUGCGUAUGAGGAGCAUGGACCCCGGAGACUGUGGUACUCGGGCCAGAGCUGAGAAGAAGCAGAAAGACCUGGCAGCUAUUUUAGAGGAGAAGAAACAAGGAGGCGCUGCCAUAGGUGCAAGGAUAGCCGAGUACUCCCAUCUCUACGACCAGGUCAUGUUUAAAGAUCCUCCUGGUCCAGCUGGUCAGACCUCCGCAGCCCCACACCACACACAUCCAGGGCUGCCAUCUUCUCCGUCCAUGCCCGAGACCUCCCUGGAGGAGGAAUGGCUCCACUCCACUUACAGCAACGGGGAGCUGGCCAGCUUCAUUUCCUCAUCCAGUGAGGUGGAAGAUGGCCGGGCAUCCUCAACCCCGCAUCGCAGACUCACCUCCUCCUGCUCCAUCCCUUCCCUCCAGACCUUCCCUUCUUCUCCAAGCAGCCCACCGUCCCAGAGGUGGAGCAUGACAGCGCCGAGCGAAAAAGAGGAGCAUGUGUACAGUUCCAUUAAGAGACAUCCUUCCUUUAACACGCCAUCUUCACCCUCCUCAAAGUCUCCCCCAUCCACUCACAGUCAGUCAGUCAGCUCUCUGGGCAGCCAGCAGCAGGAGAAGAACCAGUCUGGGCUCAAAUGUAACGGACCCGCUGUGGAUCAAUCCACAGACCGACUCCACGGGCCAAGUCUGGGUCGUGCUGGUCGGCAGAGUAGUCUCCCAGAGCGCUCCACCCAGGGACAGUCGGACCUCACUUUACACGACGGUCAACAGGUGGUGGUCCUGAACCGGGCCUCUGCACUGAGCAUACUCAGCGCCACCCAGAACUACCUGGCUAAUUUUAAGGACAACGGGGAAGAUGACGAUGACUAUGUCGAGAUCCGCUCAGAGGAUGAGAUCGAGCAGGAGCAGGUCAGGUUGGCACAAAGAAAUGGCAGCUCAAGCAAUCAGAAUAGGGGUCUUGUCCAUUCCCAGAGUCUGCCGUGCACACCAGUGCACUCCUGCGAGCCACUGAGGUCGUUUGACCGUGAACAACUGGAGAAGUACCUGUGGAGCGAGCCGCAAGCAUCCAGCCAGCCCAAAAUCGUCCAGUCUCUGAGGGAGAAGUUUCAGUGUCUGAGCUCCAGCAGCUUCGCCUGAGUCUAUAUGACAACUAAAA
Acanthopagrus latus (yellowfin seabream) is the source of this 5282-nucleotide messenger RNA. Its product is annotated as pleckstrin homology domain-containing family G member 1. Gene Ontology annotation, biological process: intracellular signal transduction. Bases 452 to 5263 code for a protein of 1603 amino acids. NCBI's taxonomy places the organism in Eukaryota, Metazoa, Chordata, Actinopteri, Spariformes, Sparidae. Gene Ontology annotation, molecular function: guanyl-nucleotide exchange factor activity. The record is from RefSeq and is a predicted model, not a curated record. The transcript has 17 exons.